AUGGAAAUUAAGAAAGCAGCAGCAGCAGCAGCAGCAGCAGCAGCAGUAGCAGCAGGAGCAGUAGCAGCAGCAGCAGUAGCAGUAGAAGUAGCAGCAGUAGCAGCAGCAGCAGCAGUAGCAGCAGUAGCAGCAGCAGCAGUAGCAGUAGCAGCAGCAGUUGCAGCAGCAGCAGUAGCAGUAGCAGCAGCAGUAGCAGUAGCAGCAGCAGCAGGAGCAGCAGUAGCAGCAGCAGCAGGAGUAGCAGUAGCAGCAGCACUAGCAGCAGCAGCAGCAUCAGCAGUUACAUUGGAGCCAAAGUAG
Messenger RNA from Eimeria mitis, 300 nucleotides. RefSeq lists its product as uncharacterized. The record is from RefSeq and is a predicted model, not a curated record. The transcript has a single exon. NCBI's taxonomy places the organism in Eukaryota, Apicomplexa, Conoidasida, Eucoccidiorida, Eimeriidae. The coding region runs from base 1 to 300 and encodes 99 amino acids.